This is a messenger RNA of Syzygium oleosum, 946 nucleotides long. RefSeq names its product ubiquitin-conjugating enzyme E2-17 kDa-like. The transcript is spliced from 5 exons. Gene Ontology annotation, cellular component: nucleus. Gene Ontology annotation, biological process: protein polyubiquitination. The record is from RefSeq and is a predicted model, not a curated record. The coding region runs from base 2 to 619 and encodes 205 amino acids. NCBI's taxonomy places the organism in Eukaryota, Viridiplantae, Streptophyta, Magnoliopsida, Myrtales, Myrtaceae. Gene Ontology annotation, molecular function: ubiquitin conjugating enzyme activity.
UAUGCCUCCACAUCGCCCCCUCCCCCCACCCUCCCCGUCCUUCGUCUUCGUCUUCCCCGAUUCCUCCACAGGCUCUUCUCCUCGAUUUCGCUCGCAGUCCCGAUCACGAACCCUAGGCGGCACCCCCGCACCGCUCCAGGAAGUAAAGGCUUCAGGAGCUCUUGAUUCUGGGAUGGCUUCGAAGCGGAUUAACAAGGAGUUGAAGGACCUGCAGAAGGACCCUCCUGUUUCUUGCAGUGCUGGUCCUGUUGCUGAUGACAUGUUCCAUUGGCAAGCAACAAUUAUGGGUCCUACAGACAGCCCAUUUGCUGGGGGUGUGUUCCUUGUCUCCAUUCAUUUCCCACCCGAUUAUCCAUUCAAGCCACCCAAGGUUUCCUUUAGGACAAAAGUUUUCCACCCCAAUAUUAACAGCAAUGGUAGCAUUUGUCUCGAUAUUCUCAAGGAGCAAUGGAGCCCUGCCCUUACAAUAUCGAAGGUUCUUCUUUCAAUAUGCUCUCUCCUGACUGAUCCGAACCCUGAUGAUCCUCUGGUUCCAGAGAUCGCACACAUGUACAAGACGGACAGGGCAAAGUACGAGACCACUGCUCGAUCCUGGACUCAAAAGUACGCGAUGGGAUAGGGCUCUCUUUGGUUAUGAGAUACAUCAGCUCGCCGGCCGUUAGUAAUUUUAUUGAAUAAAUAGAAACCAGUGGGUCUGCUGUGGAGAAACUUUUUAGUUUGGUUGGUUGUUAUUGUCUCUUUGGGGGUUAGAAGAAGGGUAUAUGUGGAUUCCUUGGAACUGAGGUGCAAUUGAGUCGGGUCUUUAAAUAGUUUUUAGUCGGGGUGUUUAUGUUCUUGCUUUAAUUGUCUUGCUGAUGGAUUUGAAUGGUUACGAUCCAUCGAGUCUGCAAAAUACAAUUAAUGAGUUAAUACAAGUUCCUACUAAAAUAGUGGUUUGAGUAGUGAA